CCAAUAUAUACAUAUAUAUAUAUAUAAAUAUACAUACAUAUAUAAGGAGACCAAAAGAAUAUAUACAUAUUCACAAUUACAUAUAUAAAGAAAAGCGAUUCAAUAAAUAAUGGAUGAAUAUGUAUCUCAAAAAUCUUUUUGGCGACGACAUGGCUUAAAAUUACCUGGAAGUGUUAGUAUUGUACCUAGUAAUUCGACGGGAGAUGCAAAACGAGUCAUUGGUGCUCGCUACACCUUCAACAGUUUGGUAACAAGCACCCAGCCUCCAAGCGACAAAAACACCAUCCUGACAUACUCUCCUUCGCUUACCUCACCUCCCACUCCAUCACAACAGCCACACAGGCCACCAGUAAAAAAGAAUACUUCGGCAUCCUCAUCCUCAUCUACAUCCACAUCACCAACUGAUCCAGGACGCCAUCAACGCUCAAUCUCCUCUCCUCACAAAUCAUUUGAUGCGUUCUUGAUGGACACAAAUGACGAGUGGAGUGAUACUCUCGAAGCAUCUCCACGACCCAAACAAAGACCAUUUCUACCCACAAAAUUGGCUUCUAGCCCUCUCCCUGUCACUCUAACAACUCACGCCGAAGUACGGCCCGACAUGAAAGCAUAUGUUCAAAACCUGCUUCAAGAUCCAUCUAAUAUCCUGCUAAGUAUACCUGAACAACAAUCUGGAGACACAUCGAAAACCACUAAAUUUAAGCAAGUCUUGUCGAGUUCCAAUGUUGAUCUAGUUGCUCUAAGACAACUUAGUUGGAGUGGAAUUCCCAAAGAAUUCCGCUUAAUGGCGUGGCAACUUUUACUUGGAUAUUUACCUUGUAAUUCUGCAAGACGAGUAGCUACACUGGCACGUAAAAGAAAGGAAUACGCAGACAGCGUGGCAGCUUCUUAUGCGCGAGGGACGAGUGGGUUAGAUCAAGGGUUAUGGCAUCAGAUUCACAUUGAUAUUCCACGUACAAAUCCUGGUAUUCCAUUAUAUCAUUAUGAAACAACUCAAAUGUGUUUGGAACGGAUAUUGUAUCAAUGGGCUAUUCGACACCCUGCAAGUGGUUAUGUGCAGGGCAUUAAUGACUUGGUGACACCUAUAUUUGAGGUAUUUUUGUCAGCCUAUAUCUCGGACGAAGAUCCCGAAGAAUACGAUAUCCGUCAACUAGAUCAAGAAGUCUUGGACGUGAUUGAAGCCGAUAGUUUCUGGUGCCUUUCCAAGCUUUUGGAUGGUAUUCAGGACAACUAUACAUUUGCGCAACCUGGUAUUCAGCGACAAAUUUCGACUCUUAAAGAACUUGUGUGCCGCAUUGAUGUGCGCCUGGCCAGCCACUUACAGCAAGAGGGCAUUGAAUUUAUUCAGUUUGCCUUUAGGUGGAUGAAUUGCCUUUUAAUGAGAGAGUUGCCUUUGAAGAGCACAAUUCGGAUGUGGGACACAUAUUUGGCCGAAGGAUCUUCAGAAGGGUUUUCAGAGUUCCAUGUGUAUGUUUGUGCUGCCUUUCUAGUAAAGUGGUCCGAUCAACUUCAAAAGUUGGAUUUUCAAGGCGUGAUGAUAUUUUUACAGCAAUUGCCAACCCAAGGAUGGGUAGAAAAGGAUGUGGAGUUGCUAUUAUCAGAAGCAUACAUGUGGAAGACAUUAUUUCACAACGCUCCUAGCCAUCUAAAAUAACUAGCCUACAAAAUACACAAUCAAAAGAAAAACAAAAAGUCAAAAACAAACAAGGAUUCAUACUUCUCCCCCACGACCCCCCCUUUAUUAUUAUUUGGCUUUUUAUUUUUAUUUUUAAUUUAUUUAUUUAUUUAUUUAUAAUAAUAAUAAUAAUUCCCAUAUUUAUAUAUACAUG
This is a messenger RNA of Phycomyces blakesleeanus NRRL 1555(-), 1826 nucleotides long. RefSeq lists its product as hypothetical. NCBI's taxonomy places the organism in Eukaryota, Fungi, Mucoromycota, Mucoromycetes, Mucorales, Phycomycetaceae. Gene Ontology annotation, biological process: activation of GTPase activity. The transcript has 13 exons. The record is from RefSeq and is a predicted model, not a curated record. The coding region runs from base 110 to 1651 and encodes 513 amino acids. Gene Ontology annotation, molecular function: GTPase activator activity. Gene Ontology annotation, cellular component: Golgi apparatus.